UCUGUGCCAUCUCUGGGAAGCGAGGGGAGCUCUCCAGCCCGCAGUGGGGAGUGGGGUGGUCCCAGGGUUGUGCCUACUCACGUUUGGGGGUUGCCCCUUCUGGGGAAGCCGCCUGGGAGGGAUGGAAGGCAGGGCGGGCAUCUGUCCCCGGAAGGCAGCACGGCGCUCUGCGGGCCCUUCCGCGGGUGCGCGCGGGUGCGGUGCUUGCAGAGCGUCCUGUCGGCGGUCGGGCCCGCGUGAGCUGAGGGAUGAGGGUGGGGGAGCCGGCAGGACAGGGAUGAGCGCACAAUCACCCUUGUGAGGCCGCAGCCCUGGGGGGAGCCGGCCGGCCCCGAGAGCAACAUACGGCCUGGACACGAUGCACCCCAGCAGGCGCAGCCUCCCUUUCCCCCUGAACUGUCAGCUCGUAAGGGUUGGAACUGCUGAUUAUGGAGGUGUCUUGGAUCAGAGUGAUCAGCAGCUGGACUGUGCCUUGGACUUAAUGAGGCGCCUGCCUCCACAGCAAAUUGAGAAAAACCUCAGUGACCUGAUCGACCUGGUUCCCAGUCUAUGUGAAGAUCUCCUGUCUUCUGUUGACCAGCCACUGAAAAUCGCCAGAGACAAAGUGGUGGGAAAGGAUUACCUUUUGUGUGACUACAACAGAGACGGGGACUCCUAUAGGUCACCAUGGAGUAACAAGUAUGACCCUCCCUUGGAAGAUGGGGCCAUGCCUUCUGCUCGGCUGAGGAAGCUGGAGGUGGAAGCCAACAAUGCCUUUGACCAGUAUCGAGACCUGUAUUUUGAAGGCGGCGUCUCAUCUGUCUACCUCUGGGAUCUGGAUCAUGGCUUUGCUGGAGUGAUCCUCAUAAAGAAGGCUGGAGACGGAUCAAAGAAGAUCAAAGGCUGCUGGGAUUCCAUCCACGUGGUGGAAGUGCAGGAGAAGUCCAGUGGCCGCACCGCCCAUUACAAGCUGACCUCCACGGUGAUGCUGUGGCUGCAAACCAACAAAUCCGGCUCUGGCACCAUGAACCUUGGAGGCAGCCUUACCAGACAGAUGGAGAAAGAUGAAACUGUGAGCGACUCUUCGCCACACAUAGCCAAUAUUGGGCGCCUGGUAGAGGACAUGGAAAAUAAAAUCAGAAGUACGCUGAAUGAGAUCUACUUUGGAAAAACAAAGGACAUCGUCAAUGGGCUGAGGUCUGUGCAGACUUUUGCAGACAAAUCAAAACAAGAAGCUCUUAAGAACGACCUGGUGGAGGCUUUGAAGAGAAAGCAGCAAUGUUAAACCUCUGCUUCAUGCUAACCGGACAUGCCAUGCACUCGUUAGAUUCCUUUCUUAGAAAACUCGUUUUCUGCUCCCUUCCCUGUCCCUUUCCUCCCCGACAGGUCACACAACACCUGCGUCACCGACCUGCACAGCGCCAUCACACCCUGAGAAUAAAGCCGCUAAUACCCUCUCCGUCUCCAAGGCCUGCUUCCCACCACGUUUUGCUAUCAGAACUCGAUGUUUCCAUAGAGAUCAUGUGUGUUUUGUUUGCCCAAGCUCCACCCCCUCAUUUAUAGGCAUAAAAUACACUGUCUGUCUGCCUCCCCUUCCUUCCCACCUUUUUGUUACAUUGGUGUAAAAAAUGUAAAACAAAAAAAUUUUAUGAAA
Myotis brandtii (Brandt's bat) is the source of this 1633-nucleotide messenger RNA. It is a transcript of the gene CAPZB, whose product is annotated as capping protein (actin filament) muscle Z-line, beta. Gene Ontology annotation, cellular component: F-actin capping protein complex; cytoplasm. Gene Ontology annotation, biological process: cell morphogenesis; negative regulation of filopodium assembly; regulation of lamellipodium assembly. NCBI's taxonomy places the organism in Eukaryota, Metazoa, Chordata, Mammalia, Chiroptera, Vespertilionidae. The transcript is spliced from 9 exons. Bases 359 to 1264 code for a protein of 301 amino acids. The record is from RefSeq and is a predicted model, not a curated record. Gene Ontology annotation, molecular function: actin filament binding.